Molecule: messenger RNA, 1263 nt
Organism: Rotaria sp. Silwood1
Lineage: Eukaryota; Metazoa; Rotifera; Eurotatoria; Philodinida; Philodinidae
Source: the annotation of a GenBank genome assembly
AUGGGCAAUACAUCACAAUCACGUACGACAUCGUCUUCGAAAAAGACAGAAGAUAAUUCUAAACAAAACACUGAAAUAUAUGAAAAAAUUCUUCGUCUAUUAUCACUUUUAUGUACUGAUGAUCAGUUUCCUCUCUGUAUAUUUCGACAAGGAACUGAUAUAUCAUCACAUUAUCGAAUCAUCGAAACUGUUUUAUCUUCAACAAAAUCAGAAGAUUUUUCAAUUCUUUUAGUCAAACUUAUUUGGAAUGAUCGUAUGAGUAUUCCUCGACAUGAGAUAACUAAGCUAUUUCAUGACUGUUGUAUAUUUGAUUUAAAACAAGCUUUAACCGAAGAUAUGACAAUAUUUCAAACUAUUAUACUUGAUGAUCAAUGUUUUUCAGCAUUGACAAACAGUAUUGAAACAAAUAAUACAACAUCUGAUAUUGAACAAGAAAAAUUUUAUCAAUGGAUACGUAUACAAUUUCCAACAUUGUUCUAUAUAUUUGAAAUGUGGCUUCGUAAACAUUCGACAUUAUCUAAAAGUAAUAAAACUUCUCAAGAAGCAUCUGCAUCUGCAUCGAAUCGUUCAUUAAUGAAAAUGAAUAAUAUUCUUAAUCCAACUUUGGUAUGGUUAUUAACUCAUAACAUUCCUAAUUUGUAUCUAUCAGCAGAUAAUUCUUGUACAACUUUAUUAGACCGUAUGUCUUCAGUCUUGUAUGAUCAAAUGUGGGAUCAUUUAUAUAAUAGUCAUCAUGAUGGAUCAAGUUUGAAUAGAUUUCAACAUCAUAUUUUUGGUUAUAAAGCACCAAUAAUUAUUUUAUUUGAAAUAUCAAAUGGUUAUUUAUUUUGUUUAUGUUGUGAUGAAGAAUUCAAAGAAUCACCUAAACAUUAUGGUGGUAUUCAAGCAUGUUUAUUUCAAUUAAAACCUACAUUUAAACUUGUUAUUGAGGGUCCAAAUAUUAUUUUUAUGAAUACGAAAUUACGUGGUUUAUCAGCACCUGGCUUAUUUAUUGGUCGUGAUCUUGCACAUACAUUUCUAAAUAUUGAUGGUGAUUUUUUCAAUGUAAAACAUUUAAAUGGUGAAGGUCGUUUAGUUGCUAUUGAUGUAUGGGGUGUUGGAGGUAGAAAAAGUGCUGAAGAACAGAAUAGUAUGCGUCAAUGGGAAAACAGACAAGUUGAAAAAUCUAGCAAAGUUAAGAGAUCAUAUGAAGAAGAAGAAGCUAUUUUAAACAUGGCUGGUAUUGUAACACGUCAUGAUCAAGAACAAUUAUAUAAUAAUUAA